AAGACUUGGCGAUAUGAAUUUUGGGAAAAUAACAGAGUUCGUACUGAAAAGUUAGAAGAAACCAAGAAGGGAGACAAGAAAAAGGUAUUAAAAUUAGCUAUGGAUGAAAAUGAAUAUGUGACGAAGCUCUGGAAAGCAAUAAGAAAAGAAGAAAGAAAACUUUAA
Messenger RNA from Funneliformis mosseae, 165 nucleotides. NCBI's taxonomy places the organism in Eukaryota, Fungi, Glomeromycota, Glomeromycetes, Glomerales, Glomeraceae. The record is from the annotation of a GenBank genome assembly.